UUCAAAAUCAUCAAAAUACCAAAGAACCAAUUCAUCAUAAAAAAAACUACAAAAGAGGGGAAAAAAAUAAAUCAGAAUGAGUUCAAGCAGGAGAGCCUGGAUUGUAGCAGCCAGUGUUGGAGCAGUGGAAGCUUUAAAAGAUCAAGUUGGAUUGUGCAGAUGGGAUUAUCCAUUGAAGUGUUUGGCACAACACACAAAGAAUAACAUGAGAUCUUACUCUCAAGCUAAAAAACUUUCAUCUUCACUAAUUGCAAAGAGUGAAAAUGCAGAGCAAUCUGAAGAGUCUUUGAGGAAAGUUAUGUACUUGAGCUGUUGGGGUCCAAAUUAACUAAUCUUUGUUAGAUAGAAACUUCUAUGUCAUUUUUGCAGACAUGAAGAUUUUCUAGAGCAUAGAAAGAACUGAAAGGGAAAAAAAGUUGUAUGAUAUUUUAGUACUGUUGAUAUUUUGAUGAAAUGAUAACAUGACAUGACAGAUAGAUUAGUAUUUCUAUGAUCAUUUUGACA
Solanum lycopersicum (tomato) is the source of this 504-nucleotide messenger RNA. RefSeq lists its product as uncharacterized. The record is from RefSeq and is a predicted model, not a curated record. Lineage: Eukaryota; Viridiplantae; Streptophyta; Magnoliopsida; Solanales; Solanaceae.